AUGUCGGCAUCUGUGACCAAUCAUACCCACCAUGCCGAGGAAAACAGCAAGCUGCCAGAGCUCUCGGUUGCCUGUAGUAACUGUCGCAACCGCAAACUGCGCUGCUCCAGGGAAACACCCGCAUGUCAACACUGCCGCAAAACUGGGAGCGACUGCGUGUAUGAUCCCAAACGGUCCAAGCCGGGGAUUAAACCUGGGGCUAUUGAAAAUUUACACCGACGGCUAGGUAUGAUAAUGAAGAGUGCUGCUGCUGAUCGCCUGGAAGAUUUUGUUAUCGACCGACUGGGAGACGAUACGCCAGACGAGUCCAACCGACAAACACAGCCGAGUGCAGACGAGUCUACGGCAAGUUCUGUUCUGUCUGCACUGGCACGGGAGCUUCAGAGAUUCAGCGACAAGCCGGCAACCGGGGCCGCUGAUCGCCCAGCUAAACGACAACGGUUGGACGACCGCAUCGGCCCUUCUCAUUCUUCGCUGUCGGAUGUGGAUCGCCGUUUGGUACUUGAUUUUCUCAAUCCGAACACGAUUGAAGAUGUUUUGCAGACAUACUUCAAGCAUAUACACCCUUGGAUCCCUCUCGUACACGAGACCAACUUGCGUCGGCGACUUCUCGACACAAAAAACAGAUCAAAGCUUGACGUCUUGAUUGGAAGUGGGGUGGGGGUAAAGGCAUGGUCCCUAGUUGGAUCACUGACUCGGACUGUCGAAUAUUUGAAACUGACAGUCGAAGACGAGGAGUUCCGAGGCCGUACGUCGAUUUCAAGACCGUUUAUAUCUCUCUCCCGUCCGGAGAGCUGGGUCGAGGCAGAGGAGCGACGCCGUGUGUUCUGGAACGUAUUCAACUUCGACCGGUUUUGCUCCGUGGCAAUGGGCUGGAACACUAGCCUCACCUCGGACGAUGUGCACCGUCGUCUUCCUUGCGAUGGAGUCUAUUGGAGAAGGGAUAAACCCAAUGUUACAGCCUUUUUUGGCAUCUGGGACAAGUCAGCAGCGCGGAUGGGGAAUCCCAUCGCCUUUCCUCCGGCCCAUUACGUGUCUCCGCAAGGUACGGUGGUCAAUGACGCCCCUGAACAGAGUCCGAACAACGCCAGCGGCUCUGUUUCAUCGCCGGAAGAUCCCCUGAUGGAGGCUGUUGGGGCUUUCGCCUACCGCAUCGAAGCAACCGAGUCGCUGAGCCGCGUCAUGACUUACUUCCUACAACAAAAGGUCGACAUGCACCGUCCAGAGAACGUCACCAGCUGGCUCACACGGUUCAAGGAACUCGACCUGCGCCUUGUUCACUGGAAGAUGCUCCUUCCAAAGAAGUGGAAAGCCGCCAACCCUACCAACACCACUGUCAGGCCCCACGACACGGCCAAUCAGAACGGCCCACCUAGUGGCAGUGGAGAAGCGACGGAACUAGAGGUCGACGCCAAACGCGAAACAGUAGUGAUGGACCCAAAUCUCACACUGGCACACAUCACUCACAAUGCUUCCAUGAUUCUCUUACAUCAACCUAUCGCGUUUCCACCCCACGACUGGACUUUCCGCAGCCGCUUGCCCAGCGGUUGCUCUGCAGAGACCUGUCAGCAGGCGGCUGUUGAAAUUGCCACUAUCACUGAACAAUACCUUAAAGUGUCUCCGGCAACGUUCCCCGUCUAUCCCCAGUUUUCAUUCUGCGUGUAUGUGGCAGCCCGACUCCUGCUAGCCUACGGGACCUACUACGGUGGAGAGAGCACUGCUCUGUACUCCAAAUCCGAUGUCGAUGACAGGUUUUGGACGCUAGUCCGAAGCCUAGAUGAAAUGUCGCGUCGAUGGAACGGGAACGUGGUGGUGCCAGAGACCACGACUUUGACCAAGGAUCUGGCGGCAAAAUACGCGUUAAAACUGAGAGAGAUGAACGAUAUGUGCAUGCAGGGCUUGGGCUACAGAAUAAGUGUCUUGGAUUACACGCAAGAUAUCGACCAUUGCAGCAGUAAGACCGACCCUAUUGUAGGAGAUCCAGUUCCUGAGUCAACUCCAAAUGGCUUGACUCAACAACCAUAUCAACACCUGCAGGCACAGCCAGCGCACAACUUUCAAGGUGGUGGAAGGCCCGCGGAGAGCCAGCCAAACGGGGACCUCAUCAAUGCGGCACCGGCCAUGGCGUUACCCUGGCCUUCAUCCCCAUUACAACUCCCCAGGAAUCCUAACGACCACCACCAGACAAUGUAUGGGAAAGAAACGUACUCUCCAGGGAGAGAUCAAGCGCCCUGCGACCUGAGUGCUAUUUCACAGGUGUUGCUGGGCCAUCAAUUUAUGGAUUUGGACCGGAUCAUCAGUUUCGACAACGGAAUGUUCAGUGCCAAUCUAGACCAAUCUUGGUGA
Molecule: messenger RNA, 2346 nt
Organism: Penicillium arizonense
Lineage: Eukaryota; Fungi; Ascomycota; Eurotiomycetes; Eurotiales; Aspergillaceae
Product: Zn(II)2Cys6 transcription factor
Exons: 4
Coding region: 1-2346 (781 amino acids)
Biological process (GO): DNA-templated transcription; regulation of DNA-templated transcription
Cellular component (GO): nucleus
Molecular function (GO): DNA binding; zinc ion binding; DNA-binding transcription factor activity, RNA polymerase II-specific
Source: RefSeq, a predicted model, not a curated record